Molecule: messenger RNA, 462 nt
Organism: Coccidioides immitis RS
Lineage: Eukaryota; Fungi; Ascomycota; Eurotiomycetes; Onygenales; Onygenaceae
Exons: 4
Coding region: 1-462 (153 amino acids)
Source: RefSeq, a predicted model, not a curated record
AUGAUGUUUUUGUAUGUACAGGAAUGUAUGCUUGGAUGCUCUGUUUUUGAGUUCUUCACAGAGAAAGGGCUGGCUGUUCGGUCAAACACCGCGUCUCCCCGGCUAGUUACUCGAACAAGCCACCGAAAAGCGAAACAUCCUGCCGAGAUCUGUCGCGGCAACGGGGCAUCGAGGCAAUUGACGGUGGCCACAGGCAAAUCCCGCGACAUUCCCGCGGACCCGCUGGCGGAAGAACAUACAUACGUACGAGUAACCAAUACGGAGGGACAUGAACCAGAGCGUUCUAGACAAUGGGGUCGGUGUGGGAGGCGUGAGCUUGCGACUACACAGCAGAUUCGACCGGACCUAAAUGCGCCCGGUCGACGGAGCGAUCCUUGGGCGGGAGACGGACACAGGGAGAAACCGUAUCUUCAGCCGCACGCUAGAGUUCCAAAAACAAAAGUAAAACCCCAAAAAGGAUAA